AGUUGAGCCUGGUGGAGAGUGCAAUUCCCUCUGGUUUAUCACUUUGGUGCGUAGGUGCAGAGAUAGUCGUUUUCCCGUCCGAUCUCCAUUCUCCGCCGUCGCCGCAGCGCGGUGAUGCACAUCGACACCCACUACCUGUUCGACGGAAUGCCUCGCCGGGGCAAGACCGCGAAAGAGUCCACGGGGAGCUUCGAAGACCGGCUCAGCGCCCUCCCGGACGACUUGCUGCAUCACACGCUCGGUUUCCUCGAGGCGAGGGAGGCCGUGCGGACGUGCGUGCUCUCCCGGCGCUGGCGACACCUCUGGAGGCCCAUCCCCCGCCUCCGCAUCACCAACAUCGAUGCGUUCCGGAGCGUCGAGAAGCUGAACGAGUUCGUGUGCAAACUGUUUAUGCUCCGCGAUGCCGGCUCCGUCCUCGACGAGUGCGAGCUCGACCUCCGUGGGUUCUUGCAGCUGGACGACUUAUGGGUCCACCUCUGGAUCCGGCGCGUUUUGGCGUGCCGUGCUCGAGUGCUGCGACUCGAUAUUUACACCAACCUGCCCACCUCUUCGGAAGAGCCGCUCGUCCAACUGGCGAACCUGCCUCUCCUCUCCCACCACCUGGUGCGAUUAGAGCUCCAUGGCGUCUUUCUGAAAGAAGGCUUCCUUGAUUUCUCGAGCUGCCCGGUGUUGGAGGAUCUAAAGAUCGCUGAUUGUGUCCUGCAUACUGUCAAGAUCUUAUCCCAGUCCUCGAAGCAUAUGAGCAUCAUGGGCUGCCAGUUUCUCUGGGAUAUGCGCCCACCUCGUAUUUCUGCUCCAAGUCUUGUUUCACUGCAACUACAUGGUUCUAACAUGAUUCCAGUUCUUGAAAGCAUGCCAUUCUUAGAAACCGCGUCUGUCAAUCUUUGCCAAAAAUAUGAGGAAUUCUGCGAUUUCUGUGAUGGCGGCAGCCUUGAGGCUGAAAAAUGUGAUUGUGGCAUGUCUGAGUUGUACUGGGAUAAUGGUCGUAAACGUGGUUUCUCUGUGUUUCUCGAAGGUUUAUCCAGCGCUACCUGUCUGGAACUGAUAGCUUCCCCUGAAAUGAUUAUAUUCACAAGAGAUCUGCAAUGCUGCCCUCCAUUUAGUAAGCUAAGAUCUUUGUUUCUCAAUGACUGGUGUUUGGUUUUUGACCUCCAAAUACUACUGUUCUUUCUCCAUCACACACCAGUUCUAGAGAAACUCACUCUUCAACUUUGUAAGGAACCCAGAUCCACCAUGAAAAUAGGAGGGAGUUCGAUGGAACAAUCACUUAAACUGAAGCAACUAAAGAUAGUCGUAGUUAAAUGUCAAAUGAUCGAUGACCGGGUUUAUAAUAUUACGAAGAUCUUAAGUUCUUGCAGCAUAUCCCUUGCAAAAAUUAAUAUCCAAAAGCUUUAGGUGUGUUAUAAUUGCCGGGCAAGAGGCGCACCGUUUAUCACUGUGGAUCCGAGUUCUCUCAUUGGUGCUGGCGCACGGAGAGUAGAGUGAAGUGGUGAUGCAGAGAGAAGUUGAUGAGUAGUAUCAAUCUUGCUUAGGCUAUUGCUAGGUCCUGUUGAGAUCUCUUUCAUAUUUAAGGAAUAAACUUCCAGUUUAAGGAACAGUCAUUGUGCUCAGACUAAUUCAUUCCUGCCAUGUUCAUUCUUGCCAUAUUUGCAGAACUAAUAUUAGUGGACUAGUUGUAUGGCUUGGUGUUAAAGUCACCUGCAUUGCAGCAAUUCAGUUGUAAAAUGGAAAACCUUUCAGCUUGA
This is a messenger RNA of Lolium perenne, 1745 nucleotides long. RefSeq names its product MEIOTIC F-BOX protein MOF. Gene Ontology annotation, molecular function: protein binding. The record is from RefSeq and is a predicted model, not a curated record. NCBI's taxonomy places the organism in Eukaryota, Viridiplantae, Streptophyta, Magnoliopsida, Poales, Poaceae.